Spirodela intermedia is the source of this 3399-nucleotide messenger RNA. The record is from the annotation of a GenBank genome assembly. NCBI's taxonomy places the organism in Eukaryota, Viridiplantae, Streptophyta, Magnoliopsida, Alismatales, Araceae.
AUGAAGGCUGCCGAGGUAUCCAUGGGAUCGGCACUGCUCGUCCUCUUGACGACCUUACUUCUGUGUAGGGAGGCAAGGGCAUCCCCACCGGCGUCGGUGGUGAAGUGCAGCUCCGGCAACAAAAACUGCACUGUCUCGAAUUCCUACGGGGCCUUCCCCGACCGGAGCAUCUGCCGGGUUGCCGCAGUCGCGUACCCAUCCAAUGAGAGUGAACUUUUCCUCGCCGUCUCCAACGCGUCGAUAAAGAAGCAGCACAUGAAAGUCGUCACCGUAUACUCCCACAGCAUCCCCAAGCUCUCCUGCCCCGGCGGCCCCGCCGGCGCUGGACUGGUCAUUAGCACCGAACGGCUAAACAAGGUGGUGAGCGUUGAUCUCUCUACCAAUCAGAUGACCUUCCAGGCGGGAAUUACCCUGAGGCAGCUGCUUGAUGCGGCGGCGGCGAGAGGCCUCGCUCUUCCUUACACGCCCUACUGGCAAGGAGUCACCCUGGGAGGCAUGCUUGGGACGGGCUCCCACGGCAGCUCCCUAUUCGGAAAAGGUUCUGCGGUGCAUGAGAGGGUGGUGGGGCUGAGGCUGAUAAUCCCCACCUCCGAUCCAAUCAAUGGAUUAUAUGCUAAAGCAAUCGAUCUUGUGGAAGGCGACGAGGACCUGCUAGCUGCCAAGGUGUCCCUCGGGGUGUUGGGUGUUGUCUCGCAGGUAGUAUUCGAGAGCUUUUACCAAUUGCAGUCGUUAUGCAUGCAUCACCAGCCAAAUUUAUUGUUAUAUGAACAAAUAACUCACCAAGUCGCUGCAGGGAGCUUUAUACGAUAGAGCUGAUAUGGGAUGUCAUCACUUUUUGGAUACUAAUGAAGCCAGUGUCAUUAGAGUUAUAUAUAUAUAUAUAUAUACACUACAAGUAUGCUUAUAUCAUUACUAUUAAGAUGGAAGAUAGGUGCGUCAAUAGGUUAGAUCAGUGCAAAGACAGACCCAACCUCAAUAUCCUUCGUGUAUCGUGGAGACUUGAGGAGGGUCUCUCCAAGAAGCCCAUAACUCCGGUGAUUCUAUAUGCUCUCUCUCUCUCUCUCUCCCUCUCUCUCUCGGACCCUCUAUCUCGUCCCUAUCCUUCCGUAAUUUUUACAUUUACAAUCCAGACAGACCUUACCUUUUUCCCCAUCCUAUCCCUCCAUUCCAAUCCCUUUCCCUUCCUUCAUCACCUCCGUCUCAUCGCGUUCUUGUCUCCUCCCCUCACGUCCAUCCCCUUCCCCGACACCUCCAUCCCAUUGCAUCCCCGUCUCCCUGCCUCAUGAAUAUACCUAUUUCUUGCCCCUCCCCACACACAAUCAUGUCUGACCCGCCUUCCUUCUCUGCUAAGAGAAUCUUUUGCCUCACAUCUCCAUCCAAACUCCAGCGCAAAACCAAAAAGAGCCCACUCCCAUCUCAUUUUCCUGGUCCUCUUUUCGAGCCAUGGACAAAAAAUUUCACCACAUACUUAUCUUGUGGUUGGGUGGCUUCAGGCUUCAUAUGGGAUUCGGCGGGCCUGUUCUCAUCCUUUGUAGUACCUCGAGGACUGAACCGUUGUACAUGGUAAAUACAUAAUGUUCAGCGAAGGACAUGUCGGCUACUCCUAAUAACUCUACUCCGUAGAUUCUAAAAUACACCCGCUAGAAAGUUUAUUUAUAUUUAUAUAUAUGUGUGGGUGUGUGUCGGAUAAAUUCAUUGCGUUGACAUAUGACCGAAUUUCAUUACUCCACGUCACUCGAGUAGGUGACCCUCCAGCUUGAACCCAUGUUCAAGCGAUCCAUCACGAACCGGGUGCAGAAGGACGUUGGCUUCGAGCACAACAUCCCAACCUUCGCGGCGGCCACGGAGUUCGGUGACAUCAUCUGGUACCCGGCGCAAUCUAAGGUCGUCUACAGAGACGACAUCAGGCUCCCCGUCUCCAUCCCCGGCAAAGCGAAGAACGACUUCACAGGAUUCCAGCCUCAGAUCUCCCUUGUAGUCGCCGGCAUCCGGGGAACAGGUUAGAAGUUAAUAUAUAGAUAUAUAUAUAUAUAUAUAUAUAUAUAUAUAUAUCUCCGUGGAAGGCGUUAGAACCUAAUAUGUAGGUAUAGAUAUUUAUAUAUUCGACAGUAACCUUAGCUUGGUCAGCGUCAGGUGAAGAUUUUGAUAGUUCAUCAACAGAUGCUCUCCAUGCUUGACCUUUAAUUUUAUUCUAUUAUGUAUGACAAACCAGAGGAGUUACUGGAGCUCACGGAUAAUUCCGACGGAAAGUGCUUGGUGUCCAAGUUACAGGUGGCAACUCUGCUGGAGACGGGCUCCGGCCUGAAGAACAAUGACGGGAGUAUUAUCGAUUUCACCGGCUACCCGGUGAUCGGAAACCAAAGCGACAUGCAGACCUCCGGUAAUCCAUGGAAAUAUCUGUUCUUAUCUCUUGUUAAUAGAUGGCCAUCGGUUUAUAACAGUAGACACCAAACAUUUUAUUCACUGCAAUCAAUUCUGAAAAUAAAUAAAUUGGAUAAUAUCGUUGAUUUGGUCGGGCGAAGAAAAAGGACGCAGCAACCAUAAUAUACGCUAAAUUUUAUCAAUCAUAUAACUAUGAACAGUAGCCUAAAGCUAGAUCAUAAAUGAUAAAAAGUGUGAAAGCGUUCUUCUCAGUUUUAAUAUGCUAACGUGCUGUCCCGCUUCUGAAUAAUACAAGUUCCUGCCAAAAAAAAAUUUAUCUAGUGCUCUUAGCUCUUCUCACUUCGUUUCUUAGGAUCCUGUCUGUUCAGCAAGGAUGACAGCCUUUUCACCGUAUGCGCAUGGGAUCCUCGAAUCAGCGGGCUGUUCUACCAUCAGACGACGAUCAGCAUCCCAGUGACCGAGAUCACCAGCUUUAUCGCCGACGUGAAGAAGCUCCGGGACUUGAGGCCCAGCGCCCUCUGUGGCAUCGAGCUCUACUACGGCUUCCUCAUGAGGUUCGUCCGCAACUCCACCGCCUACUUGGGCAAGACCUCCGACUCUGUGGACGUCGACAUCACCUACUACCGCUCCCGCAAACCGGACACCCCGCGGCUGGACGAGGACGUGCUGGAGGAGAUCGAGCAGUUGGCCCUCUUCAAGUACAACGGCAUGCCGCACUGGGGGAAGAACAGGAACGUCGGCUUCCUCACCGUGAGGGAGAGGCUCGGGGAGAAGGGGGACAAGUUCGUGGCCGCCAUGGCCAAGUACGAUAAGGACGGACUUUUCUCUUCCGACUGGACGGACGCCAUACUGGGCCUGCGCGGGAAGAGCCCGGUGACCACCGGGAAGGGUUGCGCGCUAGAAGGGCUGUGCAUUUGCGCCUUUGACGAACACUGCGCGCCUUCCAAGGGAUACUACUGCAAGCCGGGGCUGAUCUACCCGCAGGCUCGCGUCUGCCGGAAGGACAACAGUUCUUAG